Messenger RNA from Pezoporus flaviventris, 644 nucleotides. Its product is annotated as repulsive guidance molecule A-like. Lineage: Eukaryota; Metazoa; Chordata; Aves; Psittaciformes; Psittacidae. Gene Ontology annotation, molecular function: coreceptor activity. Gene Ontology annotation, cellular component: plasma membrane. The transcript is spliced from 3 exons. The coding region runs from base 91 to 639 and encodes 182 amino acids. Gene Ontology annotation, biological process: BMP signaling pathway. The record is from RefSeq and is a predicted model, not a curated record.
AGUGUAUUUAGGCCGGUUUUGGGAUCCCAGGACCCUUCCCUACAGCCCCGGGCAUGCUGUGAUGGGUGCUUUCACAGUGCAGGAAUAAGCAUGUUGUUCUUGGCUGUUCUAAAUAGCUUCCCAGUCUGCGGUGACAGAGAUUUGGAAACCCCUUUGGAUGGGAAUUUCCACAUGAUCAGGAGAAGCCAUGCGUUUCCUCGCCCAUUUCCACAAGCAUUUCGCUGGGAUGGCACCAAUGUUUAUGUAUUUAACCAACGUCUGUCUUUUCUGGAUCUCUGCAGGGAGAGGAUAGUGGUUAAAGCUCGAGCUGGAUGGAUGGGUAUGGGGAGAGGGGCAGGAUCCACAGCCCUGGGACUUUUCCAAAUCCUCCUUGUCUUUCUCUGCAUCUUCCCUUCAGUGACAUCCCCAUGCAAGAUCCUCAAGUGCAACUCUGAGUUCUGGGCGGCCACGUCAGGCUCCCACCACGUGGGCACAGAGGAGGCACCGGAGUUCUGCACGGCGCUGCGAGCCUACGCGCACUGCACCCGCCGCACCGCCCGCACCUGCAGGGGGGACCUGGCCUACCACUCUGCCAUGCAUGGCAUAGAGGAUCUCAUGGUGCAGUCCAAGGAUGGACCCACCUCACAGCCCCCCCUCUGAGUGUC